This is a messenger RNA of Fopius arisanus, 3356 nucleotides long. Its product is annotated as probable serine/threonine-protein kinase clkA. The transcript is spliced from 4 exons. Lineage: Eukaryota; Metazoa; Arthropoda; Insecta; Hymenoptera; Braconidae. Gene Ontology annotation, cellular component: extracellular region. Bases 158 to 2212 code for a protein of 684 amino acids. Gene Ontology annotation, molecular function: chitin binding. The record is from RefSeq and is a predicted model, not a curated record.
ACUCCUGCAGUCGCAUCCCCGAAGUGAAUUCAGACGGUACAACUCCAGAUUAACACGAGGAAUAUCAUUUUUCGACAAUCCAACGUUGUGAUUUUUCUAUUUAUUUUUUUUUUUAUUUGACAUUGAGUUUUUCAUUGAGUUCUUCAAGAAAACGGAGAUGUCAGUCAGCAACGUGAUCCUAUUUUCCUUUGCUGGGAUACUGUGGAGCUGUGUAUUGGGACUACAACGACCAGCACCGAGAUACUCCCAGCAAUUCAUGCCGGAAACCUCGUUUACCUGUCGCAAUAAGAUCGUGGGUAGUUACUAUGCCGAUCCAGAGACGGACUGUCAGUUGUUCCACGUGUGUGCUUCCGUCGCCGGGGUUGUCCAGGAUUACAAGUUCUUAUGUCCAAACGACACAGCGUUCGAUCAAGAAUCGCAGACAUGCGCGGAUUGGUACGACGUGGACUGCGAGGCAGCUACACUUUACUACGCCUCCGAUAAUUUUGACCUCUACCGGCUAGGCUCUGGACUGGAAUCAGUUCAUUAUGACUCCUUGCGAAGUGAUGCUGAGCCCCAGGAUCAUCUCCAACGCAGUGAGUCGAAUGACCCCGUGCGUUCCGCCGCCAACAGUCUGAAUCGCGUCAGCCCCACCUUCGCUUCACAAUCAAAUUCCAACAACCGCGAUAUCCUCCGCGGUAGCAGCAGCAGCAACUACUACAACAGUAGGAACAAUGUCAAGGAUGACGACUACGACAGCGAAAAAAGCUACCAAGAUGAGCCGAUCGUUGAGCCGAAGAAGAAACCCGGUGUGAGAAAGAUCGCCCGAAAGCAGCAGUACAGCAACAACAACAACAACGACGCACCAUCUAGCACGUUAGCACCAUCAUCAACAACGAACUACAACGCGUACAACAACAGGAACUACUACAACCAUAGAACAACGUACGAUACCACAACAACAGCUCGUCCAACUCAGGAUUAUAGCAAUGACAACAGUAAUUAUAACAGGAACUACUACAAUCAUCAGAGAACAACGUACGAAACCACAACAACAGCCCGACCAACAUCGGACUACAAUGGCAAUCAACGAAGUCAGAAUCAAAAUGCCCAGAAGUACGCGGCACCUUCGACCUUCAGACCACCAACAACUCAGCAGUACAGUACCUAUCAGGCACCCAGUACAACAGCUAGAACAACAUCCAACAACAACUACAAUCAGCAGAAUACAAACUAUCAGACAGUAUCGACAACGGUAAAACCAUUUACAUUCAGCCAGAACUACCAACAUGGAACUUCACCGAGACCAACGACUUACAAUCAGAAUUAUCAAGACAACUUCAGCUCGUCCAAUGGACAAUACAACAAUCAGAAGGGGCAGUACAAUCAAGGCUCACGAGCCCAACCAACGACUGUUGCACCAAGUACAAACUAUCAGCAAACUGAUUUAACUGGAUUCCAGCAGAGGAACUACAACAACAUUCAGAGAUCCACCACUGCAUUCCCAAGUACCACUACUGCUAGCACUUUUUACGAUGCGUACAGUGCAAAUAAUCAGUUCACCGGAAAGACAAAUGGUGUGACUAAACAGAAUGCUCAGACUACUAACAAUAAAUAUCAGAGUUUCUCCACUGGAAUCUAUGUGCCAACUACUUAUGCACCCAUAACUAAGAAAGUGAAUGAGGGAAGUGGAAGAGGAGGAGAUCGGUAUAACGGUCAGGAUUCCAAUGGACAAUUCUCAGACAAACCUGUCAAACCCGCACCAUUCUUUGACGUCACCAAAGCACCCAAGAAGGUUACACAGUACAAUAAUUAUGAUAAUACAGCCAAGUACUUUGAGGCGAGUACGACAAAUUAUGAUUUUGGAAGAUCGGCAUCGGGAAUCGGAUUCAGCCCUUCAAGCAUCAAUCUAUUGGCUGAGACCCCGAAGACUACUACGCCUGUACCAAGACGAAAUGGCUCACCCACAACAUACAAUCCUGUUAGCUUCAAUGGUAAUAAUCAGAGGGGAACACAACAGCAGACAACACGAUCAUCAACUCACAGCAGCUCAGCUAGGCCAUUCUCCACAACUGCCAAGUUCACUGAUGCCACUACACCACGACCUAAAGCACCCAAGAAGAAUGAUUACGAUUACGCGUAUUACGACAAUGCUGGUACACUGGAGUAUGAUGGCCUUGAUUUGGAGCACGUUGCCGGUGGCAAGGAGUCAGCAAAAAUAGCGAGGAAUUAAUUACCGUCAUGAAGUUUAUGCAAGAACAGAGUUACAUGUAUUUUUAUAGAAACUUGUUCUGGAAAUUUCGCAAUUUUUCUUUCAAGGCGUUGCGACAAUUUUUUGGAAUUUUGUGUCUGGUGGCCAGUAAGCGUCAAUUCGGGUUUGCAAGGCGAUGUUUGUGGUUUGAUUCGAGUGGUAAUCUGAUAUCACUUCCGGUGAGCAAGAUGGCGCAUCUAAAAUUUCGAUAGCAUAUCCUAGGGCUCGCACUUGGCGAUUUCAUUCAGUCGUUUUAUUAGUUCUUUCUUCGAUUACGUAUUUCUCAAAGUUUCAGGGAGUUCAGUUGAAAGGAAGAUUAUGAAUAUGUUCUUGUCGAAUCAUUUCAAUUAGGUUUCCGCCUAUUGGAUCGCUUUUACGAGGAAAGCGUCUGAGGAUCGAGUAAUUUUAUGAAUAAUUAUCGACAAGACAUUGGUAGAAGUGUAAGAACCAACUAAUUAACGUCUGGUGAAUCGUUUUGUGCUUAAUGAAGGUUUUUAGUUAUUUUUGAAAUAAUAGUUUCCACACUUUAGGUUUUUCAUUAAAUUUCGUGCGACAAUUUUUCUCACUCCAUUGGGGAUAUUCAUGUUCUUGUUUUCCUUUUUUUUUCGUCAGUAUUUAUAGAGUAGAUUUGAAAUUUUAUGGUUUGUUGACAUUUAUGGCAAUUUGGAACAGGAGAUUAUUAGGUAUGAUAAAUCGGUGGGUGGAUGGUAAUUCCGUGCUAAUAAUUAUAUUUGAAUGCGGAAAUAUUUUUUUGUACAGGAUGAAAUUCAUGACAGCAAAGCCCUGUUGAUAUUUCUUGUCACGAUCAUUUAUCAACAUUUUUUUCUUUCAGAUAUUUAAAGAAUAAUUUGCAGUUUUCAAUUUCCAUCUUAUUUCUUCAUUUUGAGGAUUUAAUUUCCUUCGCUUCAUUGAACGUUUGAAAAUAUCAAAUGGCAAUAACAUCAGCUGAACGUUAUGAUCACGUGUUUGUCCUUUCCAAUAAUUUUUGGAAAAUUAUUUGUACAAGGUGCCGCACGAAAUACGUUGGAUAAAUUAUCGAAUUGUAUAUUUUGCAGUUCUGUCUAUCCUUAUUAUCCGUACUGAGUGUAUAUAUAUUAUAAAUAUUUUAAUUAAUAAAAAGGAAAAA